Messenger RNA from Thlaspi arvense, 492 nucleotides. The record is from the annotation of a GenBank genome assembly. NCBI's taxonomy places the organism in Eukaryota, Viridiplantae, Streptophyta, Magnoliopsida, Brassicales, Brassicaceae.
AUGUCGAGUGAUGAAUUUAGGUUGGUGUCGCCGACGAUAGACAACGAAGGGAAGCUGCCGAGAAAGUAUACGAAGGGAGGUCAAGGUGUGAAAAAGGAUAUCUCUCCUCCUCUUGAAUGGUACAACGUUCCAGAAGGUACGAAAUCGCUAGCGUUGGUGGUGGAGGACAUUGAUGCUCCUGAUCCUAGUGGACCGCUCGUGCCGUGGACGGUGUGGGUGGUCGUCGACAUUCCGCCGGAGAUGAAAGGUCUUCCCGAAGGAUAUUCCGGCAAGGACGAGCAGCCGAUCGCCGGGAUUAGAGAAGGGAAUAACGAUCACAAGAUCCCGGGAUGGCGUGGGCCCCUCAUGCCUAGUCACGAUCAUCGUUUCCAGUUCAAGCUCUUUGCUCUCGACGACAAACCCAAUCUUGGUCACACGGUGACAAAAGAGAGACUGCUGGAUGCGGUUGAAGGACUCGUGAUCGGAGAAGCCAUUUUGACGUGUGUGGCUUGA